Molecule: messenger RNA, 4189 nt
Organism: Eublepharis macularius
Lineage: Eukaryota; Metazoa; Chordata; Lepidosauria; Squamata; Eublepharidae
Gene: PTPN3
Product: protein tyrosine phosphatase non-receptor type 3
Exons: 27
Coding region: 209-2950 (913 amino acids)
Biological process (GO): protein dephosphorylation
Cellular component (GO): cytoplasmic side of plasma membrane; cytoskeleton; cytoplasm
Molecular function (GO): protein tyrosine phosphatase activity; cytoskeletal protein binding
Source: RefSeq, a predicted model, not a curated record
GAGCGGCGGGCAGGGAGAGCAGCGCGGCCGCCGCCUUGGCUCUGGGCCCAGCCCGGUCCCCCCCGCUCGGCAGCCGGCCGGUCCCCCUGAGGGGCCCGGGCCGGAGGCGAGGCCAGGCCAGGCGCGCCGCGGGGGCUUCGGACCGGGCCGGACCGGCAGGAGCGCCGACGCCGAGCCGCCCCCGCCGGCAGGUUGUUCAGCAAUAGUUAUGAACUCGCGGCUGCGAGCACUAGGGGGAAGAAUAAAUAAUAGUCGAGUGUCAGAACUACCAAAGGAACGAACACGAUCUGAGAUCAUCUGCAAUGUUCACUUUUUGGAUAGCUCAGUGCAAAACUUCAAAGUUAACAAACAAGACAUUGGUCAGGUCUUGUUGGAUUUGAUCUAUGAUCACUUAGGUGUGACGGAGAAGGAAUAUUUUGGUUUACAGCACUUUGAAGAGUCAGCAGAUUCACCAAGAUGGCUUGAAUCCAGCAAACCUGUUCGAAAACAGCUAAAAGGAGGUUUCCCCUGCAGCCUACAUUUUCGAGUAAGGUUUUUUAUACCUGAUCCUAACACACUGCAACAGGAACUAACCAGACAUUUAUUCUUCUUGCAAUUGAAGGCUGACAUUUUGGAAGGAAGGUUGUUGUGCCCUGUAAAUUCAGCUGUGGUCCUGGCAUCAUAUGCAGUUCAGUCUCAGCUUGGAGACUACAAUUCUUUCCUGCAUCUCCCAGGAUAUCUCUCUGACUAUUGCUUUGUACCAGAGCAAAAUAAAGAUUUUCUAACCAAAGUAGAAUCAUUACAUGAACAACACAGUGGCCUCAAAAAAUCAGAAGCAGAGUCCUGCUACAUCAACAUAGCAAGAACGCUUGAAUUCUAUGGAGUAGAAUUACACAGUGGUAGAGAUCUGCAUAAUCUGGACCUGAUGAUUGGAAUCGCUUCAGGAGGUAUUGCUGUAUAUAGAAAAUUUAUUUGCACAAGCUUCUAUCCAUGGGUGAACAUAGUAAAAAUUUCUUUCAAACGAAAGAAAUUCUUUAUUCAGCUGCGGCAAAAACAUAGUGAAUCCAGGGAACACAUAAUUGCCUUCAAUAUGUUGAGUUACCGAGCGUGCAAGAACCUAUGGAAAUCUUGUGUAGAACUUCACACAUUUUUCCAGGCCAAGAAGAUGCUACCUCAUGAAAAGAAGCUACUCUCUCAUUAUUGGAUGAUUGGUUCUCGAACCCCAACAAAAUCUUCUAAUAAUCAGUGCUGCAGAAAGGUAAUAGGGGGCAUGAUCUGGAAUCCAGCAAUGAGGAGGUCUUUGUCUGUUGAACACUUAGAGACCAAAAGUCUUCCUUCUCGGUCUCCUCCAGUGACUCCAAACUGGCGAAGUCCUAGACUACGUCAUGAAAUUCGUAAACCACGACACUCAUCUGUAGACAACCUUGCAAAUGAGAUUUCUUAUAUAACAGAAACUGAAGACGUUUUUUACACCUAUAAAGUUUCCCCGACUUCUAAAGACAGUGAUUCAGAGCUGUCCCAGAGCCGCAACCCGAGCAGAUCGUCAGAACAAGAAUCACCAACAAACAUUAUGGAAGAUAAUUCAACACAGACCUCUUUACCCCGGACUCUCAAUGGAACUGGGAACUUUUCAGGCUCUUGUCAUUUGGAAGGAACAGAUAAGCAAUCUUCAGAAACAAAUGAAAAUGUUACGAAAGGAAUUUCAGUGGAGGAGUCCAAUCAGUACUACUGUGAUAAGAAUGACAUUAUUGAUGGAGACUUGCUUUUGAUACGCAUCUUGCCAGAUGAAGAUGGGAAAUUUGGAUUUAAUUUGAAGGGUGGCAUUGAUCAGAAGAUGCCUCUCGUUGUGUCCAGAAUAAUUCCAGGGUCCCCUUCUGAUAAAUGCAUUCCAAAACUGAAUGAAGGAGAUCAAAUAGUAUUAAUCAAUGGCCGGGACAUCUCUGAGCAUACCCAUGACCAAGUGGUGAGGUUUAUAAAAGCCAGCCGAGAGUUGCAUACCAGAGAGCUUGUGCUUCUGAUUAGGCGGAAAGUUGUCAGAUCGUGCUCUGAUAGCAGGUCAGAGGAAGAAGCUUUUCCAGAGCCCAGUCUUCCUGCCUGUUCAGAAUAUGGCGAGACCCUUGAGGAGUCAAUGGAGCAACUGAAAAAAGGGCUAGAAAGUGGGACUGUCUUAAUUCAGUUUGAGCAACUUUAUAGGAAGAAGCCAGGAUUAGCUGUUACAUAUGCAAAGCUACCUCAAAACAUGGACAAAAAUCGGUACAAGGAUGUUUUACCUUAUGAUAUCACCCGAGUAAUAUUAAAAGGAAAUGAAGAUUAUAUAAAUGCAAAUUAUGUGAAUAUGGAAAUUCCCCUUGAUGGCCUUGUGAACAAAUACAUUGCCACACAAGGUCCUCUUCCACACACCUGUGCACAUUUCUGGCAGGCAGUUUGGGAUCAUAGGUUAUCGCUGAUUAUCAUGUUAACAACCCUCACAGAACGAGGACGGACCAAAUGCCAUCAUUAUUGGCCUGAUCCUCCAGAUAUCAUGGAGUAUGGCAACUUCCGUGUGAAGUGUCGGUCUGAAGAUUGCACCAUUGCCUACGUGUUUAGAGAAAUGGUUAUUACAAAGAUCGAAACUGAAGAAGAACACACAGUCACUCAUCUCCAGUAUGUGGCUUGGCCUGAUCAUGGUGUACCUGAUGAUUCUACAGACUUUUUGGAAUUUGUGACCUACAUGAGACCAAAGAGAGUGGAAAAUGAGCCAGUUCUUGUUCAUUGCAGUGCUGGAAUAGGCCGGACUGGAGUACUGGUUGCUAUGGAAACAGCGAUGUGCUUAAUUGAAAGACACCAACCUGUUUAUCCACUGGAUAUUGUACGAAAAAUGCGAGAACAUCGUGCUAUGAUGGUGCAGACGUCGAGUCAGUACAAAUUUAUCUGUGAAGCUAUUCUUCAUGUUUAUAAAGAAGGACUCGUUCGCCCGCUGGAUUCCAGUUAGCAUCAUGAAGAAACGGAGUACGUCUUCCAAACAAUACAUGGAUCAAACCCAAGGGGUUUAUGAUUUCUUAGUCAUAGCGGAGUUCGCCAAGGCUCUUGAAAACAAAUAAGCACGUUUGUAGUCUGGCACUUUAAAAUUCUGUAGAAAAUUACUGGACCUUGUUAUGUAUAUCAGAAAACAGGUAGGUUGGCGGAGGCAUUUGUUGUGGAACAUUCACACACAGCAACCAGGGAAAUCUUCUGUAGCCUCUCUCUGCACUUUCUAUUGCCUUAAGACGUUUUUCGGUAGAAGUUACUGUAAUUCCAGCGCUUAUUAUUCUAAACUGGAAGCAAAAAACCAGCAAUACCAGUGGAAACGCAACCCAGUGACAUGAAGGGCCAAGGUGCCUUCCUCACCUAGACAGCUGACUGCGCCACAGCUCACACAAUUACAUGGGAUCCUUCGGUAACAAGGUAACAAUGGAAAUACUGUUCAACUUGCGGAGAUUUUUCCUGAAACAGAAAGCCUAGGGCUUUCACAUAAGGGCUGGAGCUAUGAUACUGUCAGUCUGCACCACUACUACAUUGUAGAUGGCAUGAUACUCAGAGUAGUACAGUCAGGCACCUUUCUGAGAGAGAGAGCACAGUCUUCAUCUUCCAUGGUGUUUUUUAAGUGCUCUCUCUUUCUACCUUUCUCUUUGUACUUCUCGUUCAUUCGUCUGGAUGUUUGAUAAUGUUGAGUAUGGACUGAUAACAUUUUAUAAAUUGAAUUGGUCUGAAUGGUUCUUCUGUAUGUUUCAGAGUCCAAUUGUGAACCUUCUGAUGUAGAUAUCAAAUAAUUAUUGCGCAAGGCUGCUGAAGUGUCUUUCCUAUUAGUGUAAACUUGUGUUAAUCCUGUGCUGGAGAACUAUAGUAAUGAAAAUACUGUUGCUGCUAAAAAUGUUCUGGUACUCAGAUGAUAAAACACGGAGUCCCUUGUCCUUAGUAGAAGAACAUACCCUACUCCAGUUGUAAGCCAGCUCAUCCCUUGCUUUUGUGGCACAGCUGCUGGCACAAAGCUACGUUCCUGGGCCUGCAUCCAAGAUAAUGCUGGGGAAAUACGGAUACUUUUAACAGGGAUGUACUGGAUCUCCUGGGUACUGAAGACUAGCAUUCCCUGCCCCUCGGUAGUCCCUUGGCGUACACGUCAAUACAUAUAAGCAGGGCUUUUUUUCCGGGGAAAGAGGUGGUGGAACUCGGUGGGUUGCCCUCGGAGAAAAUG